UAAAAAAUCUUAAUGGUGACUGGGAUGCGGUCGCCGGAGCCGGGCAUCUAGCCUACCAUUCCCGCUCGUAUGCCCCACCGCCGAGAGGGACCACUCACUGUUUUCUCCACAAACACCAAAGAUGACAGCACCAUCAAACCUAACCCCUGCAGCGCCACAGGAGCAGCGCUUUUUGGUGUUGUUCGACUUUGAUGAGACCAUCAUCAAUGAGAGCAGCGAUGAUGCUGUGGUGUGUGCUCUGCCGGACCAGCGGCUGCCUGAUUGGCUGAAAAACAGCUACAGGGAGGGGCAUUAUAACGAGCACAUGCAGAAGGUCUUGGCUUACAUGGCAGAGCAGGGUGUGUCUAAGGACUCCAUCCAUUCAGCAGUGGAGAAGAUCCCACCAACUCCCGGCCUCCUGAACCUCCUCCAGUAUCUGCAGAACCACCAGCAGGAUUAUGAGUUAGUAGUUGUGUCUGAUGCCAACAUGUACUUCAUCGAGACGUGGCUGGAGCAUGCUGGGGUGCGUCACCUUUUUCGGAAGAUUUUCACAAACCCGGCCAGUUUUGAUGCGACUGGACGGCUUGUGCUGCUCCCUUUCCACUCCCACUCGUGUCCCUGUUGUCCCGACAACAUGUGCAAGCAGGUUAUCCUUCGGGAGUAUCUGGCAGGCCGGCAAAAGGAGCGUGGUGGUGCAGCCUUCCAGAGGGUAUUCUAUAUCGGAGAUGGGGCCAAUGACAUCUGUCCCUCUCUGGCUCUGGGUCCCAGGGACACAGCCUUCCCCAGGAGGGACUUCCCCAUGCAUAGGCUGCUGCAGGGCAUGCAGCAGUCCCAGGCAGCCAAGUUAAAGGCAAACGUAGUUCCCUGGGUCAGCGGUGAGGAUAUUGUGGACUGCCUCAAGAAAAUAAUGAAGGAGAGAUGAGAUG
This is a messenger RNA of Toxotes jaculatrix (banded archerfish), 905 nucleotides long. Its product is annotated as probable phosphatase phospho1. The transcript has 2 exons. NCBI's taxonomy places the organism in Eukaryota, Metazoa, Chordata, Actinopteri, Toxotidae. The coding region runs from base 122 to 901 and encodes 259 amino acids. The record is from RefSeq and is a predicted model, not a curated record. Gene Ontology annotation, molecular function: phosphatase activity.